AUAAGUUGGCAGUUCAUAAACAAAACAAUCUGGCGCUAAAAAGGAAAAGGAAAUACCGUCUCCCGCUCAUUCGCUUAUUUGUCGAAGUCCACGUUGCACCUAAAUGUACUUUGGGAACAAACAGUCCUAGAGGUUCUGGCACAAUGUCCUCAUUGCAUAUAUAUAUAUAGGGGUACUUCUUAAGAAAGUGCGGCAGUUCUUCAGAGAACGUCUUCAGAAAAAUGUUGCGAUUUAUUGUCCUUGGAGCACUUGUUGCUUUAACGGCGGGUCAGUUUCAACCGUCUGGAAGGAUUUUGGAACCUCCAAUCCCAGCCCUUUGUGCACAAAGAGUUAUUCAUGAACGUUUUAAUGGCAAGGGUUACUAUUAUUCAUGGGCUGAUCCAAGGACAAGUGGACAGGAAGUUGAUUGGCUAGCAGGAAGAAAUUUCUGUAGACAAAGAUGCAUGGAUCUUGUUUCCUUAGAGACAUCUGCUGAAAAUGAAUUUAUAAAAAGCCGUAUCGUCCAAAAUAAUGUCAAAUAUAUUUGGACAUCUGGCCGCCUUUGUGAUUUCAAAGGAUGUGACAGACCUGAUCUUCAGCCUCUUCAUAUUAAUGGUUGGUUCUGGACUGCGGAAUUGCAAAAGCUUGCUCCAACCACUGAUCGUUCUCAGAAUGAUUGGUCUGAAAGUGGAGGUAUUGGAAAACCGCAACCAGAUAACCGUGAAGCUAUCCAACAAGGAGGUGCCCCUGAAAAUUGUUUAGCUGUGUUGAAUCAGUUUUAUAAGGAUGGAGUAAACUGGCAUGAUGUCGCAUGCCACCAUAAAAAACCGUGGGUGUGCGAAGAAAAUGAGUCGCUAUUAAAAUAUGUCCGUUUUACUAAUCCAAACAUUCGUGUUUAAUAAUAAUUUAUGUCAUUUUUAUGA
Messenger RNA from Megachile rotundata (alfalfa leafcutting bee), 902 nucleotides. Its product is annotated as L-selectin. The record is from RefSeq and is a predicted model, not a curated record. NCBI's taxonomy places the organism in Eukaryota, Metazoa, Arthropoda, Insecta, Hymenoptera, Megachilidae.